UUUUACGGUUCUGCCUGUAGGACUAGAUUAUUUAGUACACCGUACAGAAACCAAUGUGGAACAUGGGUGGUCCUAUGACACAACUGUAGUAAAUCAUCUUGGGGACAGACUGGAGUCAAUGUAAACCAUUGACAGAAAAUAGAGGCUGAACUUUAACUUGACUGGAACGUUUUCUUUUUGAGGGUUGUAAAGUCGUGGCUUGUAAGUGAAGCUCGUCUAAGAAACCGCGUCCAUUCACCACCUCCCGGUGUAUUGCUUGUGAUUUUUAGCAUGUUUGCCCUGAUACUGCUGUGCCUCGGCUUCUGCCUCCUCUACAUGCUCACCCGAAUCCAAAAGCCCAAGAAUUUUCCUCCGGGCCCUCGACCUCUCCCGAUACUUGGGAAUUUGCUUCAUCUGAGUUUGGACAAUCCCAUGAAAGACUUUGAGAAGAUGGCAAAGCGCUUUGGCAGCGUGUACAGCCUCUACAUCGGUUCCAGGCCCGCCGUAGUUUUGAACGGGUUUGAAGCCAUGAAGGAAGCUCUUCUGACCAAGUCUACAGACUUCGCUGGACGACCCCAGGACAUGAUGGUUAACCGCAUCACCCGAGGAAAAGGCGUCAUCUUGGUAGACUAUGGAUCAAGCUGGAAAGAACACCGGCGCUUCGCUCUGAUGACCCUAAGGAACUUCGGCAUGGGGAAGAAUUCCAUGGAGGAGAGGAUUCAUGGAGAAAUACAGCACAUCAUAGAUUCGUUGGAGAAAAGUGUUGGUACGACCAUGAACCCCCAGGUUAUGUUCCAUAAUGCUGCAUCCAACAUCAUCUGCCUCAUCCUCUUCGGUAACCGUUAUGAGUACAAUGAUGAGUUCCUUGUGACAUUUGUUCGGCUCUUCACUGAGAACGCAAAGAUGACAAAUGGACCUUGGUCCAUGAUUUAUGACAGUUUUCCUAUGCUGAGGAAUCUGCCACUGCCUUUCCAGAAGGCCUUCCGCAACGCAGAACUAGCUCAAAAGAUGGCCCUUAAACUGGUGGAGCAACACAAGGAGACCAGGGUCCCUGGGGAACCCAGAGACUUCAUGGACUGCUACCUGGAGGAGAUGACCAAAAGAGAUGACGAUUCAUCCUUCAAUGAGGACCAGAUGAUGAUGUAUGUCCUGGACCUGCACUUUGCUGGCACCGACACAACCUCCAACACACUUCUCACCGCCUUCCUCUACCUUGUGGCCUUCCCGAACAUUCAGGAACGCUGUCAGCAGGAGAUUGACCAGUUCCUGGAGGGGAAGGCCCGGGUCAGCUUUGAGGACAGACACCAGAUGCACUACAUGCAUGCUUUUGCCCACGAGGCCCAGCGUAUAGCCAGCACUGUGCCCCUCAGCGUGUUCCACAGCACUACCAAAGACACCAGCGUGGCAGGCUACAGCAUCCCCAAGGGGACUCUGAUCAUUCCCAACCUCACUUCUGUGCUCUAUGAAGAGGGUUACUGGAAGUUUCCUAAUGAGUUCAACCCUGAGAACUUCCUAAACGACCAAGGAGAGUUCCAUAAGCCUGAGGCAUUUUUGCCUUUCUCCCUGGGACCUCGAAUGUGUCUGGGUGAGGGUCUGGCUCGUAUGGAGCUCUUCCUCAUCUUGGUGACUCUGCUGAGACGAUUCCAGUUUGUCUGGCCAGAGGAAGCAGGCGAGCCAGACUUCACCCCUGUGUUCGGAGUCACUCUGUCCCCCAAACCCUACAGAAUGGGUAUCCAGCGGAGAGGGACCCGGCAAGGGGGCAACAUAUAAUCAUUUUUGACUAACCCUAACUUCCUAUAAUGCUGAACCAUUGUUGUGAAAGAGAUGAAGAUUGAUCCAAAAAAGGGAGGAAAAGUGGUGACAAAGUGAUGGUGGCCAUGUCCUGAAUGUGCAGGGGCUCCACAUUGGAAGAUCAGAGGGUUAGUGUUUAAGGAGGUCUGAAUUUAUAGGGGUGGGGAAGAAAAUUAGAUUUCCUGUGUACUUAUUCACCUAUUAAUAUAACGAAUCACUCAUAAAUAGAACUAGUCACUGGAUACUAGUUAGUAUUUUCUCAUGUGUGUUUGCAAUUGAUAAGAGUAGAUUGUGUCUCUUUGUCCGGUUGAAUAGAUGUUUAGGGUCAGGAGAAAAUAGUUGAUAAACGUCCCUUGUUAAGACUAUGGGGAGAGUGGUCAUGCACUGGAAACUGUGAGGCUCUUUCUCUGUGAUUGAUGUAACACCAUUACUGCCUGACUGUCACAAUCUAUAUUUAAUUUAUUGUGCCCUAUAAAAUAGUAUCCCAAUCAACGCUUGUAAAGUCAAAUCCAUCAGCCAAAGCUGAUAUCAAACUUGCAUCCCAGAACUGUUGUAUAGUGGGUAAUGCAAAGGGAAGUUUCUACAGCCUAGUAGUGCAUUGUGCCCGGCAAGCUUUGAAGAAAAAAAGGGACAUGAAUAGGGGCCUGUGCACCAGUAGAGCUUUAUGUCUAACAACCCCCUGGUUACAUGCAAACACCAUACAAAUGUUAUUCACUGAAGUUGUGUUUGAGCUCUGAGGAAUGUGUGGAAUUUCAAAUUGCUGCUUUUAAGUCUUCUUGUUGAAUUCAAAAUAAAUAAAAGUGGUGUUAUUCUGCA
This is a messenger RNA of Hypomesus transpacificus, 2586 nucleotides long. RefSeq names its product cytochrome P450 2F2-like. Gene Ontology annotation, molecular function: oxidoreductase activity, acting on paired donors, with incorporation or reduction of molecular oxygen, reduced flavin or flavoprotein as one donor, and incorporation of one atom of oxygen; iron ion binding; heme binding. Lineage: Eukaryota; Metazoa; Chordata; Actinopteri; Osmeriformes; Osmeridae. The record is from RefSeq and is a predicted model, not a curated record. The transcript is spliced from 9 exons. Gene Ontology annotation, cellular component: cytoplasm; intracellular membrane-bounded organelle. Gene Ontology annotation, biological process: xenobiotic metabolic process. Bases 271 to 1749 code for a protein of 492 amino acids.